UUUACAGAGGUCUGGGACUGUGUUGUUUCCAAGUUUCUGAACACCUAAGGCAAAACGUUAAGUGUCCAAGGGAGCGAUGGCUGGCCACGAAGCAGAGGAGAUGCGAGAUAUCCUUCGACUGAACGUGGGCGGCUGCAUUUACACAGCCCGGCGAGAGUCUUUGUGCCGCUUUAAGGACUCUAUGCUGGCAUCUAUGUUUAGCGGUCGUUUCCCUCUCAAAACAGAUGAAUCUGGGGCAUGUAUCAUUGACCGUGAUGGACAUCUAUUCAAAUACAUUUUGGACUACCUCCAUGGGGAGGUUCAGACCCCCUCGGACGAGCAGACCCGAACCGCCCUGCAGGAAGAGGCUGACUACUUUGGCAUCCCUUACCCGUACAGCCUGUCUGACCACUUGGCCAAUGAGAUGGAGACAUAUUCUUUAAGGUCAAAUAUAGAACUUAAAAAGGCUUUAACAGACUUCUGUGAUUCCUAUGGCUUAGUUUGCAAUAAACCAACAGUUUGGGUCCUCCACUAUCUUAACACAUCUGGUGCAAGCUGUGAAAGUAGAAUUAUUGGCGUCUAUUCUACAAAAACUGAUGGGACAGAUGCCAUUGAUAAGCAGCUGGGAGGAAGAAUUCAUAGUAAAAGCAUUUUCAAAAGGGAGGCGGGGAACAAUGUCCAGUACAUUUGGAGCUACUACUCAGUAGCCGAGUUGAAGAAAAUGAUGGACGCCUUUGAUGCUUGGGAAGGAAAAGGUGUAAGCUACUGGCGUGUGCCUCAUGAGCUGAUAGAGUGUUGGACUUUGGAAGAACGGCCUUUACAUGGAAGCCUGCGUCAUAUGGCCCCAAUUCGAAAGAGGCGGCUGAUAGCCUUUGGGGAAGAGGAUGAAGGUGUGAACUGUAAAACUGGUCCUAAGCCAGUCAGAUUUUUGGGCCCUUCUACAAGUACCCAAAUUAAAGUCAAGAACUCUGCUUCAGUGAGGGUGUCACCUGCCAAUGCUGCCCAGAUCUCCUCGCAGGCUACCGCAAACCGCUCUCAAAGAGGCAGUUGUGGAAAGGCAGCCCAGUGCUCUGUGGCCACAGGGGCAUCUGGACAUGCUCCUGCUUCUCCUAAUGCCCAGAGCGCUGAAAACCAAGCCACACAGCCACCUCCUGCCAAGGUGCUCCUCUCUGAUAAGAAGUCUCCACCCCAUCGAGUGAUCAAGCUGAGGAGGACUCCACUGUGUGUGGGGCCUUCCCUGCCAACCCCCUCAGCAGGGAGCCAGGCCAGCUUCCCCCAGCAGCCCUCUCCAGAAGCUUCCAACACUUUGGGCGUGCAGACUGAGAACAGGAAAGACCAGCCUGAUGGAUAAGUGGGCUUGAACAGCCUGUUUGCCUCACAGCUUCCAGCAUGCUGAUUCCGACAGUGUUCCUGAAAGGGAAGAUCUAAACGUGGGUGUUUAGGGUUAUUGCAGGAAAGUGGAUGCCAACGUGGGAGUAGGGAGACUUUAUGGUCAGGGUCAUUAUUUACUUUGUGUUUUCCUGAGGUUGUCUACGUGCAGUUUGAUUUCUAGUUUUUAAUUCUAAGCUUUUUAAAAUGGUUAACUGAUACAAGGCAACCAGGGAGUAAGAAAUCUCACCUUUUUGCAGUAGUAUUAAAGUCUUCAUGUUACUCCUACAGUCCAAGGGUAGGAGUGAGGUCUAGACCUAGGUUUCUGUCAGAUGGAGAGGGGCACCUAUGCUGGCCACGCUGUAUGGCGGCCAGGAGGAGAGGUCUCAAGAGGGAGUGUGACCACCAGCUGCCCAUAGUUGCUUAUUUUCCAAAGACGACAUGAGAAGAAGUGAUGGGGGAAGGGAAAGCGUAUAGUGAAAGCUCAGAUGGUGAUCUCACUUGAUUGGGCCAUUUUCUUGUCUAGAUUGGCUCUUUGCUUUGUUCUGUUAGCAGCUGUGUCUUUUAUUGUGCACCACAAGGGGAAUGCAUGUGGUAGGAGCUGUAAAACGGUUUUUGGAAUGGUUAAAAUAUGGUCGUUUACUUUGGUGAUGUUUUGAAGUACUUUGAAAAAGAGAAGUUAGACAAGUUUAACUUUUUUAACUCGUUAGUUUAUUCUAGAAGUGGCCAUUGAAGAGUCCUUCUGAUUAUACACUAUGCUUUGUGCAUACAAUUUCCAUAUAACUUGAAUUUAAUAUUUUUAAACAAAAUCUUUUGAUUAAUCUAUUUUUUCAUGACCAUUGGGUUAUCUGUACUUUCUCUUACAUAUUAUGUUUGGUAAUUACAUUGUACAUUUCUACUUCCCAUGAGCCCUGUGCUUCCGUGUUUCUAGAAGCAGGUCCAUAGAGCAGGGUGUUCCUUACUCAGAUGCUGGCCACUGCAUUGCAUUGCUUUGAAAACGUGAGGCAGGUAUACUCAUGACGUUUCUUUUUAAGUAAAUAAAACAUUUCCAUAAAAAUGUGA
Molecule: messenger RNA, 2409 nt
Organism: Rattus rattus (black rat)
Lineage: Eukaryota; Metazoa; Chordata; Mammalia; Rodentia; Muridae
Gene: Kctd18
Product: potassium channel tetramerization domain containing 18
Exons: 6
Coding region: 77-1330 (417 amino acids)
Biological process (GO): protein homooligomerization
Molecular function (GO): protein binding
Source: RefSeq, a predicted model, not a curated record